Molecule: messenger RNA, 2230 nt
Organism: Laetiporus sulphureus 93-53
Lineage: Eukaryota; Fungi; Basidiomycota; Agaricomycetes; Polyporales; Laetiporaceae
Exons: 5
Coding region: 47-2230 (727 amino acids)
Source: RefSeq, a predicted model, not a curated record
CGGGAAGGGAACCAAGCGAACACGGACCAUCCAUUAAGCGGCGUCUAUGAGCCAAAUCGGCCACAACACGUCAACUGCAAUGGGAGCGGUGCCAACGAGCACAUCCAACGACUCCUUCGCCACCCCUGACGCAGAUGUCUCGCAGCCUCCUGAUCGCGCCGGAUUUCCGUCCUAUAAACCACCACGGAAGCCGUCAUUCAGGCUUCGCGAGACAUUCUCUCAGCAAGCACGACCGUUCGCUUCCAGACCCUCACACGCGCAGGCGGGCAUCAAGGCAUCCACCUCUGUGCCCAACCUCCGCGAGCGUGUGCCUGGGUCCACGCCAGUACCAGCCAGUCUUCCGAAAGGAAGACAGCGGUGGCUGUCGCCAGAAACGUGGUGCGACGCGAUUAUCCUCCCCCGACCGCGAUUUGCAGCGCACAUCGAUCCGGACGGAAAAAGCAGGCGGAUUGUCAGUCCUCCUCCGAGCCCACUGCUACCAGCAGAGGUACCCGAUUACCUAUUGCCGUCUCGUGCGGCAUCCGCAUUGCAAAACUGCAGUCGUGGCUAUUCUGCGCCAUCUGACCUAGCCCCGACCGGCUUGCAAAAAGCGAAGUCGGCCGUUCCCUUAGCCUCCGUGUCAGAAUCACCCACGGCAGGGCCUUCCCGAGCUGCACAAGUAGGAACGGAUCGCAGCAGACGCGGUGGCGAUGAAACCGCACUUGCCGGACCUUCGAUAGCAAGAGCUCCGAGACCGAAAAGCUUUGUUUUGGAUGAUUUUGCUCUUCCGAGCCCGGUACCUUCAUUGCAGAAGUUCUCGAAGACGAAUAAACGCAUGCGGUCAUUCUCCAGAAAACGUGCGAAAUCGGGUGCUGGUGCCCAUGGCCAUCGCGACGCGCAUGACGGGCGCACCUCUGCGCUGAGUGCGCUUGCCGGACGAACUAUGCUGGGCAGCCAAGCGCGCCCUCCUAAGGUGCACGUCAGCCUGCGUCCGUCUCAAUCGCAGACAUUCAGGCCAUCGGAAGAGUAUGGCACGAGUACUGGGCCACGCCCACACACGCUCGCACGCGCACUCGAAUUCCGUAGAGACGACCGCCUCGUCGCGCAACCGGACGGACGAGUCGUCCCGGCCUCCGCCACCGCUGCCAGGCGGGCAUAUGCAUACACGCUCGCGCUCGCUAGGAAGUCGGCGCUACGUCUCGUGCGCACCGCCGCGUCGACGGCCGCGACGUUCUGUGGGUUCACGAGCGCGGAGAGGGUACUCGAUGCGGAGAAGGAGGAGCAUCGGGUAAUGGCGUCGCCGGUAGAAAAGGCUGCGAGCGCCGAACGGCUAGAGGGCGCGCUUCGGCGAGACGACACGCGGGUUAUCCGAUUACAGGACCAGGCGCGAAAGGAUGAGCAUUCGUGUCAGGGCGACACUGAAGGAGUGGUUCUCAUCACGCCCGCGUCGCCUUCUGAUGACCAUGUCGCUCAUUUUGCUGCUACAGGAGGAAUCGUGAUGGGACAAAAUGGACCCGCUGGGCUGUCGCCUGUUCCUUCCGCCGGGUCCUACUCGGGUGAGGGGAUCGGGAUUGCGAUAUCGACACCUACUCCUUCAGACGAAGAGGCGCGACGUCGGCGUGUAGGUCAUGAGCAUGUGAGGAUGCCAACGCAUCCGUACGCACGAGGUGCUGCAUACGCAUAUCGCACUUAUCCAUCCGUCGAUGAUGGUAGAAACGUUUCCGAAGCGCACACGCAUAGAUCUACCGACAUCGCGGACGAAGAUUAUCGUCGGCAACGGCAACCUGUUCUCGUUCAUCCGUACGCACCGUAUGCCCAAGUGGCCAAGCCACAUUCUUCAGCCUUGCCGAGGGCGGCUAUUUCACCGCAGCUACUCGUCUCUAGCUCUGGUACGGAUGAGGGCCAGGAGGUGGAGUUCUCCCCAAACCAGAGCUUGUACGCGGAGAUCACUCCAGGUUACAUCCGUGAAAUCAAACCGGAAGACAUCAGAUACUCGCCCUUCACGCCAAUAGAUCCAGCCAAGGGAGAAUAUGAGCAAGUGGCCAGCAAUGGUGCGAAGCUGACAAGUUCGCCUCGCGCACACCUGUAUGGUCCGCAGUCGAAGCGGACGAGCGAGUGGGGCCUCGCGGAUGCAUUGGCGCAGACCCUUGUAGACAGAGGAAGCAUCGACAGUGGGUUGGGAAUUAGUGAUGGUCGCGAUUAUGGCACCCACUCGGAGUUGGGUGCCUAUCUAUAUACCGGGAGCUGUUAG